AUGCUUGCCUACCUACUUACCCUCUCUCGAAGUGGACACCAAAAACAGGCAGACAGAGACAGAGACAGCGACAAGAAACUGACAAGGCCAGCCGGCCGACCGACCGACCGACCGACCGACCCAGGAUUGAGCACCGAAUGGAUUCGUUUACAUGGAUCUGGAUAUGUACCCUCCGACCGAGUAUCCAUAGUGAGCACGAAAACUGCGAUACUACUUACCGGUCCGAGAUUCCGGUGCAGGCAGUACACACACACCUCGACCCAACAUACACACACACAGUCCACAUGUAGCUCUGCAACUAUGCAUCAUUCGAAUCUGGCUGCAAUGGCAGACAGACAGACAGACAGAAUCAUCGGUGAUACUACCACUCCUACUAUGUACAUUAUCACUCAAACCAAGUAUGUCCUAUGUACCAUGUACUAUAUAUAUCUCCUCGGAGAAAGCACCCCCUUUACCCAUAACUACUUACGGUGCAUACUCAACCCCCAGAUAAGAAAACCAGCAGACAAGACAGCCAAGCAUCGCAAGCAUCAAAACCAGCAACAGCAACAACAACAACAACGCCUAAGAAAGGGAUGGAUAGGGGAUAUGUAG
Molecule: messenger RNA, 594 nt
Organism: Aspergillus costaricaensis CBS 115574
Lineage: Eukaryota; Fungi; Ascomycota; Eurotiomycetes; Eurotiales; Aspergillaceae
Exons: 8
Coding region: 1-594 (197 amino acids)
Source: RefSeq, a predicted model, not a curated record